AUGCAACCCAUCUCAUGCAUGGACCCCGUUACUAAGAGGAAAAACGCCUCUAGUUCGGUGGGGCAUCGUUCGAAGAGGGCAAAGAUUGUCCAUGAAGUUUCGAGCGACGAGAACCAGUCUUCGAACGCACAGGCCCCCUACCAGGCUUUGACUUCGGACUCGCUGACCGCUCACGAUCGCGAACGGUCUUUGACAGCUUGGAACUAUAUACCUGCUAUACCUAUACCUUUCCUCUGCAUCGUUGUACUCAGAGAUCCCAACACCGGUACAUCCACGUUUCCCUCCGUAGAUGAAACCUCCUUCGGCAACUAUGUGUUUCCUGCUCACUGUACAAUCCCCAGUCCGAAAGGUGGCGACUUUCUCUCAGUUGCUCAAGAAAUUUUUCAUCAAUUGCCAAUGUUCCCGCAACGUCCGCCUGUCGCCAAGAUGUCAAUUCUCAAGGCAAGUAGUUCCUUACAUUUAAACCGAACCAACCUCAUUUCUCGGUAUCACAGCUCCAUGAGCCGUUACUAUCUGAUGAUGAUCAAAAGCUUUGCUCCUAGCUUUUGCCGCUCCCUAUACGUUCUGCCGCCACCAACUUCCGACACGAUCAAUAUCAUUGUUGCAUAUCAUCCGGGCAUGGACUUGGAAUUAUUUGAGCCACCACCACUCGAAAAGCCUACGUCUAAAUCUGACAAACAAGAUGACGGAGAAGAUAGCGAUGCGGCACGAGUGGAAGAGCUUUAUCACAGUCUACGUGCUGCUUUGGGAAUCAAACUCCUCAACUCAUCACAAGGCGUUGUGGCCACCAGAAAGCUUACUACGCAUGGCUCUUCAGAAGAUAACCAGAACGACGGCUCCGAAUAUGGGACGCACGACCCGGAAGCUUCCAGUUGA
This is a messenger RNA of Marasmius oreades (fairy-ring Marasmius), 876 nucleotides long. RefSeq lists its product as uncharacterized. The transcript is spliced from 3 exons. The coding region runs from base 1 to 876 and encodes 291 amino acids. The record is from RefSeq and is a predicted model, not a curated record. NCBI's taxonomy places the organism in Eukaryota, Fungi, Basidiomycota, Agaricomycetes, Agaricales, Marasmiaceae.